AUGCAAAAUGAACCAACCAUGCUGAUCGAGGUCGGAGCUGCCCUGGGCGUCGUCGCUCUCACCUCGGUUCCAGCCCUUGUAGGCCUCGUCAAGCAGUUCCGAACCCGCAGGCCCAAGGACCACUUCUACGAGGAUGUGGACGGAAAGAGCACCGCCGAGUCUUCGGCUGCCUUCUCCAACCGCUGGCCCAAGACCUUCAUCUUCCUGUUUGCCUUGCUAGGCCUGGCCGUGUCGUUAGCCAACUCCAUCGUGUCGAUAUCCUCGUCUCACACCGGCAAGUUUGACAGUUUGUUUAUCGCGGAUUGGCUUGCAGCCGGUAUAUGGGCAUCUCUUCAGGCCGUGGGCAUCGUCGCGACCAAUGACUCCGUCCACGCCUACAACCUUGGCCUGUGGCUGUGGUUUUCUGGCCUCGUCUUCGCCGCCGUCCAGGUCCUGCAGGACACGGUCGUUCUUGACCACCUCUUGGAGGACAACCCCGUCUCUUUCGGCCUCAAAGUCGCAAGCCUAGUCCUGACCGUCGGUAUUGUCGUGACGGGCGUUGCUCUGCCCAGGAGGCCGGACGUCUACUAUAACGGCAAAGUUGUGGACCGCAUCAGGACAGUGCCAGCUUACUCCCGUUUUACCUGGGGCUGGGGUGCCGAGAUCAUCGACCUAGCUACCAAGAAGAAGGAUCUCGAUGCGUCCGACCUCCCCAAGCCCGACCACUUGACCAGGUCGGAGGACUCGGCUGCGGCAUGGAAGGCGUACAACUUCGACUCCGACUCGAACCUUUGGUGGUCCAUUAUCUGGGCCUACCGUGUGCCUCUCUUCAUCCAGUGGUCCAUCGCCAUCUCCAAGGCGUUUUUGAGCUUCGCCCCGUCGUGGAUCACUUUGCAGAUUCUUGAGGCCCUCCAGCGUAAACAGCAUGGCGAAGAUGUCCCCAUGGAUAUCUGGAUCCUGGUCUUCUGGCUCGGCCUCGCCAUCUUGGCCGACGCCUGGGCCGAGGCCACCAUGUUCUGGCUGUCUUGGGCCGACCUGUGCAUCCCCCUCCGCGGCACCCUGUCCGCCCUCGUCUUCGAGAAGUCCAUGCGGAGGAAGAACGUCAAGGCGGCCUCCAAGCAGGAAUCCGAACCCGCCGAGGACGAGGCCAGCAAGAAGGACGGCGACAAGUCCAAGAAGGACGACGACGAAGAGCCCGAGGAAGACAACGUCCUCAAGUCAAAGCAGGCCAUCAUCAAUCUGAUCGGCGUUGACGCCAAGCGCAUCUCCGACUUCUCCGGCUUCCAGUUCCUUUUCCCCUCCAGCAGCGCCAAGCUGAUUGUUGCCGUCUGGUUCCUCGUCUACCUGCUCGGCUGGGGUCCCCUCUGUGCUGGACUCUUCGCCUGGGCCAUUCUCCUCCCCAUCAACUUCACCUACGCAAAGGUCUACUCCAAGGCGCAGGACAAGCUGAUGAAGAUCCGUGACCAGAAGCUCGCCGUCGUCAACGAGGCUCUCGUGGGUAUGCGCCAGAUCAAGUUCUCCGCGCUCGAGCCCCAAUGGGAGAAGCGCAUCCUCGACGUGCGCGAGAAGGAGCUCGGUGCGCUCUGGCAGGUCUUCAAGGGCGACACUGUGCUCUUCGGCAUGUGGAUCACCAGCCCCAUCGCCUUGGCCGCCGUCUCCCUUGCCGUCUAUGCCUUCCUCAACGGCACCUUGAUCCCCUCCGUCGCUUUCGUCAGCAUAGGCGUCUUCAAGAACCUCGAGGUCACCCUCGCUGUCAUCCCCGAGCUCAUCACCGACGUCAUCGACGCCAACAUCUCCGUCAAGAGAAUUCAGGACUACCUGAACGGGCCCGAGAAGACUCAGACCGUCACGGAGGGCCCCGAAGUCGCUUUCGAGAACGCCACCAUCGCCUGGCCCGUCGACGAGGAGACCAAGGACGAGGACAGGUUCAUCCUGCGCGACGUCAACCUCACCUUCCCCGCCGGCGAGCUGUCCGUCAUUUCCGGCAAGACCGGCACCGGUAAGAGUUUGAUGCUGGCAGCCAUCCUCGGAGAGUCCGAUCUCCUCUCCGGCACCAUCUACGCGCCCAAGCCCCCCGCGAGGCACGAGCGAAACGACGACAAGGCCAACCCCGGCAACUGGAUCAUCCCCAGCAGCAUCUUCUUCGUCGGCCAGAUCCCCUGGAUCGAGAACUCCACCUUGAAGAACAACAUCCUCUUCGGUCUCCCCCUGGACGAGGAGCGCUACAACAAAACCAUCGAGGUCUGCGCUCUGAAGAAGGACUUGGAGAUGCUCACGGACGGCGACAAGACCGAGCUGGGAGCCAACGGCAUCAACCUCAGCGGCGGCCAGAAGUGGCGUCUCACCCUCGCCAGGGCCAUCUACUCGCGCGCCGGCAUCCUCGUCCUCGACGAUAUUUUCAGCGCCGUCGACGCCCACGUCGGCCGCCACAUCUACGAGAAGUGCCUCACCGGCGAGCUCUGCCAGGGCAGAACCCGCAUCCUCGUCACCCACCACGUCGCGCUCUGCGAGCCCAAGACCAAGUUCCUCGUCGAGCUCGGCGACGGCACCGUCCAGCACUCUGGCUUCCUGUCCGAGCUCAACGAGGACGGGACGCUGCAACUGAUCAAGAGCCACGAGCAGUCCUCCCAGGAGAUGGAAGACGAGGAGGGCACCGCCGUCAACUCGGAGGAGGCAUCCGCCAUCGAGCCUGCCGAGAUCGCCGAGCUCAACGGAGACGGCGGCGUCCUGAAGAAGGUCCCGUCAAAGGCUGCGCGUCAGUUCGUCGAGGACGAGGCCCGCGAAAAGGGUUCCAUCAAGAAGCACGUCUACGCCGCGUACCUGAACCAGAGCGGUGGCUGGCCCUGGUGGCUGUGUGGUUUCGGACUCUUCGUCAUCUACCAGUUUGUCGUCAUCGGACGAUCAUGGUGGCUUCGCAUCUGGACUGGCGAAUCCGGGCAGUCCGUCAGCGCCUCCUCUUUUCACCACGAACCCCAGCACCAAUACGCCUACGCCCUCACGCUCCAGCACAGCGAACUCCACGUGCCGCCGCCGUCCGGCACCGUCAGCGUCACCAUGGACAAGGACACCCUCUUCUACCUGGGCGUCUACGUCGGCAUCUCGGCCUUCUCCGCCGUGCUCGGCACCGGUCGCUUCUUCUACUUCUUCGUCAUGAGCUACAAGGCCAGCCGCAGCAUGUUCGAGGGCAUCACCAGCACCGUCCUCCGCACCCCGCUCCGCUGGCUCGACACGGUCCCCACCGGCCGCGUCCUCAACCGCUUCACCGCCGACUUCAACGUCAUCGACAACCGCCUCGGCAUGGACCUCUCGGGCGUCUUCGGCGCCAUCCUCAGCGUCCUCGGCAUCUGCAUCACCGCCUUCUACGUCUCCCCGGUCAUCAUCCCGCUGGCCUGCGUCCUGCUGCUCAUCGCCGUCUGGAUCGCCUCGCGCUACCUCGCCGGCGCCAGGCCGGCCAAGCGCCUCGAGAGCACGACCAAGUCGCCCCUCUUCGACCUUUUCGGCUCCACGCUCGUCGGCAUGAUGACCAUCCGCGGCGCCGACAAGGCCCAGGUCUACAUCGACGCCAUGUACGCCAGCCUCGACGACUACGGCAUGGCCACCUGGCACCUGUGGCUGUUCAACCGCUGGAUGGGCUGGCGCAUGUCCGUCAUCGGCGCCUUCUUCUCCACCGCCGUCGGUUUCGUCGUGCUCGGCACCACCUCCAUGGACGCCGCCCUCGCCGGCUUCACCCUCUCCUUCGCGCUCGAGUUCUCGCAGGCCAUCGUCUGGUCCAUCCGCCACUACGCCAACAUCGAGCUCGACAUGAACGCCGCCGAGCGCGUCGUCGAGUACUCGAACCUCAAGACCGAGGACCAGGGCGGCAUCGACCCCCCCGCGACGUGGCCCACCGAGGGCCGCCUCGAGGUCAAGGACCUCGUCGUCAGCUACGCCGACGAUCUCGCCCCCGUCCUCAAGGGCCUGACGUUCAGCGUCAACCGCAACGAGCGCAUCGGCGUCAUCGGCCGCACGGGCGCCGGCAAGUCCUCGCUCACCCUCGCCCUCUUCCGCUUCCUCGAGGCGCGCUCCGGCAGCAUCCACGUCGACGGCCUCGACAUCUCCAAGGUCAAGCUCCACGAGCUGCGCUCCCGCCUCGCCAUCAUCCCGCAGGACCCCGUCCUCUUCUCCGGCACCGUGCGCUCCAACCUCGACCCCUUUGACAACCAGACCGACGACGACCUCCGCGACUCCCUGCAGCGCGUGCACCUGGUCGACUCGAACCCGCCGACACCGCGCAACGCGCGCUCCGACGCUGCCGCCGACGGCGACGACGCCGGCCCCAGCGCGGCGCCCUCCAUCGACGCGUCGCAGAAGAACACCAACGUGUUCCGCAACCUCAACUCCCCCAUCGCCGAGGGCGGCGGCAACCUCUCGCAGGGCCAGCGCCAGCUGCUCUGCCUCGCGCGCGCCAUCGUGUCCCGGCCCAAGGUCAUGGUGCUCGACGAGGCGACGUCGGCCGUCGACAUGACGACGGACGCGCUGAUCCAGCGCUCCAUCCGCGAGGAGUUCAACGACUCGACGCUCAUCGUCAUCGCCCACCGCCUGAGCACCAUCGCCGACUUUGACCGCAUCCUGGUGCUGAGCGACGGCGCCGUCGCCGAGUACGGCAGCCCCAGGGAGCUGUGGGAGAAGGACGACAGCGUCUUCAGGGGCAUGUGCGAGGAGAGCGGCGAGAAGGAGAAGCUGAAGAACAUCAUCUUUGGUUGA
This is a messenger RNA of Colletotrichum navitas, 4722 nucleotides long. Its product is annotated as ABC transporter. The transcript is spliced from 3 exons. Lineage: Eukaryota; Fungi; Ascomycota; Sordariomycetes; Glomerellales; Glomerellaceae. Gene Ontology annotation, molecular function: ATP hydrolysis activity; ABC-type transporter activity; ATP binding. Gene Ontology annotation, biological process: transmembrane transport. The coding region runs from base 1 to 4722 and encodes 1573 amino acids. Gene Ontology annotation, cellular component: membrane. The record is from RefSeq and is a predicted model, not a curated record.